AGAGGUUUAAUGACAGAAACAGGUUUUCAGGUGCACGUUUUGGCUGCAACCAACAAACUAAGCCAAAGCGGUUUUCUGAUCAAAACCCAAACAUACAGAGAGGUCAGGUGACUUACAGCGUUCACACUUCAUUUCAAACACUUCCGAAGCGUUCGGUCAGACGCAUUUGCAUCAGCUAAAAACUACAAGGGAAAAAAGAAAGCAGCGCAAAAAAAAAAAAGCGGCAAAACACCAGCUAAAAAGAAGUAAAAAAAAAGGUCUAUACCGAGUGCUUUCCGAGCUCGUGUUGCCCAUCACCAUCGGUUUGAAGAGAGAGUGACAGGUCUUUGUUGGUGAAUAGAAAUCAGUGGCAUUGGAGAGAGGGAGGACUCCUCCUACCCAAUUACCCGAGCUGGGCAGGCGUUUGCUCUCUUCACAAAUAGGACACAGGAUCUCUAACACACACAGUCCCAAACCUGACUUUCAAGCGUUCGGAUCCCCGGUAGGAGAUUGGGACUAUCUGAAAACCCACGUUUAAAACACCCUCCAGACUUCAGCUUUUGCCUUGUAUCGUCCGGACUAUACUUUUUUUUUCCUUCCCUCUCUUCUUCUCCUGCCCAGCGAGACGCCGGAGAAGUGGACUGGUUCUCCUGCCCGUUCCUGCGCCGUCCGUCGAAUCCCACCGGCUUUAUUUUUUUAUUUUUUUUUAAAUAUUGAUUGCGUUUGUGUGAAUCUGUUGGUGUAGAUCCGUUCGGAUGUUUUAAGGAUCCGGAAAGCUGUAUAUGGAAGUUGUGGGGUGCAAGGCGAAAGAAAGCAGUUGCACAUUGCGUCCAGCAGCCAUGCUUUUCCACGGCAUCUCUGGGGAUCAUAUUCAAGGGAUCAUGGAGGAGAUGGAGAGGAGAUCUAAAUCGGAGUCUCGCCUGGCUAAAACCGUUCAGAUGAACGGACGGGAGACGACGAUGCCCUCCAUGAGCCCGGAGAAGCCCGCGCUGUGCGCCGGCUGCGGGGGGAAAAUCUCCGACAGAUACUACUUACUCGCCGUUGAUAAACAGUGGCAUUUAAGGUGUCUCAAGUGUUGUGAAUGUAAACUGGCCCUCGAAUCCGAGCUGACGUGUUUCGCGAAGGAUGGCAGCAUUUACUGCAAAGAGGAUUACUACAGGUUCUCCGUGCAGAGAUGUGCCCGCUGCCACCUCGGCAUCUCCGCCUCGGAAAUGGUGAUGCGCGCCAGGGACUCCGUGUACCAUCUGAGCUGCUUCACCUGCACCACAUGCAACAAAACACUGACCACGGGUGACCACUUCGGCAUGAAAGACAACUUGGUUUACUGCCGGGUUCACUUCGAGACCCUUAUUCAGGGAGAGUAUCACCCUCAAUUAAACUACGCCGAAUUGGCGGCCAAAGGCGGAGGGCUCGCGCUGCCUUACUUCAACGGCACCGGCACGGUGCAGAAAGGGAGGCCGCGGAAGAGGAAGAGUCCGGCGAUGGGGAUAGACAUCGGCUCUUACAACUCAGGUUGUAACGAGAACGAAGCCGACCAUCUGGAUCGGGAUCAGCAACCCUACCCUCCAUCCCAGAAGACCAAACGCAUGCGUACGUCGUUCAAACACCAUCAGCUUCGCACCAUGAAGUCCUACUUCGCCAUUAACCACAACCCAGAUGCCAAGGACUUAAAACAGCUCGCCCAAAAGACAGGACUGACCAAAAGAGUUCUUCAGGUUUGGUUCCAAAACGCACGGGCCAAAUUCAGAAGGAACGUUUUGCGGCAGGAGAAUGGGGGUGUUGAUAAGGCUGAUGGCACGUCACUUCCGCCGCCCUCUUCCGACAGCGGUGCUCUGACCCCACCCAGCACGGCCACCACACUAACUGACCUGACCAAUCCCUCUAUCACCGUAGUAACAUCAGUGACCUCUAGUUUGGACAGCCACGAAUCCGGGAGCCCCCCACAAACUACCUUGACAAACCUUUUCUAACACGGAUUUUUUUUUUUUUUUUUUUUUGUCUCUACCCCAUUUAUUUUCAGAUUCUAUUUUUAUUUUCAACCACGAAAAAAAAAAAAAACCCUCCGGCGACCACAGAAAGACCUUUGGAAAUGUGAGACGAGACCUACUAUGUGUAGCAUUUGCGACCGCGUGGCAGCUGAGUUUGCAGUACCUGUCAGUUGAUUUGUUUUUUGUGAUCACUUUAUUUAUACAGUUUCGCUCUCAACCCGCCACGAUUAUUAAAACAAAGUGUGUCGGCAUACAGCACGUGCUAUGUUUACGUAAAUGACAUUUCCAAAAACAUGUUCCAAAUUCUUAUAUCAUGUCCUUAAUUGCCAAGUGGACGCUGGAAGCUCGAUUUAGGCCCGGUUUGUCGCCGACGCCGGACUCUUAAUCGCUAUUUGAAACGUUAAACAGUCCGAUCUUAAGUCGGCUUGGAUCGUUCGGCGGGCCUCGACUAGCAACUGUUCUGAAUGAAGAUAUCCAGCGCCCGGUGACAAUAUGGUGCCCAGUAGGAAGCGCUAUGAGUGAUUUGCGAAUGCUAAGCAGGAAGUUAAUUAGGAGCGACGCACAUCACCCCGUUUUGUUCUGUUUCCCCCCUGUUUUGCCACCGAACAGACCAAAAAAAAGAAAAAAAAGAAAAGAGAGAGAGAGAGAGAGACAGAGAGAGAGAGAGAAAAAACCCAUUUACGGCUCGGUUGGAGAUCGGUCGGGGCUCCUCGCUAGGGUGAAACAUUUCCUUGUGUGAUGACAAAUUUGUUCUGUUGUAGAACAAAGUGGUACACUAGAUCUACUUCGUGAAGUAGAUGCUUAACUCAGUUCUACUAUGUGCCUUAUGCGACUUGGACGAGAGUUUGUGAAAUUCAGGAGAUACAUGUUUGUUUGUUAAAUGAUUUCCAUCCUUGGAACGCCUCACUAGUUUUGUACUGUUCUGUUUUUCAUCUGAUUUUUUCUGAAGAUCUUUUUAAUGGUGUAUUCUGUUACAAGGGGGCGGCGAUGUCAUAGAAGGCAGUUGUGCACUCUUUCAGAACUAGUUGGUAAAUCCGAGAAUCAUAUAUAUUGAUCUUCGUGUUAAUAGUACAGUACGUGUUCUAUCAAGAUUGUCCAUGUUUCCUUGUUUCUUGAAAAAAGAUGGUGUAUAGAAACUAUUUCCCCUUAAAUAUUUAUGGACCAAACAGUUGUUAUAUCUUAUUAAAUUUGUGUGAAUAAAACUACUUUGCUUUA
Puntigrus tetrazona (Sumatra barb) is the source of this 3182-nucleotide messenger RNA. It is a transcript of the gene lhx9, whose product is annotated as LIM homeobox 9. The record is from RefSeq and is a predicted model, not a curated record. Gene Ontology annotation, biological process: neuron differentiation; regulation of transcription by RNA polymerase II. NCBI's taxonomy places the organism in Eukaryota, Metazoa, Chordata, Actinopteri, Cypriniformes, Cyprinidae. Gene Ontology annotation, cellular component: nucleus. Gene Ontology annotation, molecular function: RNA polymerase II transcription regulatory region sequence-specific DNA binding; DNA-binding transcription factor activity, RNA polymerase II-specific. The transcript is spliced from 5 exons. The coding region runs from base 762 to 1949 and encodes 395 amino acids.